Larimichthys crocea (large yellow croaker) is the source of this 5568-nucleotide messenger RNA. RefSeq names its product testis-expressed protein 2. Gene Ontology annotation, molecular function: lipid binding. NCBI's taxonomy places the organism in Eukaryota, Metazoa, Chordata, Actinopteri, Sciaenidae. Bases 322 to 3612 code for a protein of 1096 amino acids. The record is from RefSeq and is a predicted model, not a curated record. Gene Ontology annotation, cellular component: endoplasmic reticulum. The transcript has 13 exons.
UUCUUUAAGGAACUGAGGCCAGUUAGUCAGUUGUCAACAGGCUGCGCGAGGAAACGAGCCGUUGGUUCGACUUGGUACGUGGAGCUGAAAACACGAACGCGUCGCGAGGAGCCUUUGACCCGUGUGAGAGUUCAGUUUUGGUCGGUGCAUCCAGAUAAAAAAAAGAAAAAAAAAGAAAAAGAAACAUGAAGUCUCCCGGACACGAAGCCCCCUGAGCACCAUGAACAUGUGAAACUUGACUCUCCAGCAGGCAGAUGAAAGUCCCAGGCUGGAUUGAAUGGCAGUAAGGAUACAAGACUGCGACUCAGUGGGAGUACUGCAAUGACUAGCCAGCCUCCUAGCCAUGCAGAGAGUGCUCACUCCACAAAAAAACAGCCACCUGCUGUGUCCCCCAAGCUCCAUGUCCAGCGAUCGCCAUCAAAGGAGACCAUCACCAUCCACUUCUCAGCUCUUGGGAAGGAAGAAGAGGAGGAGGAGGAGGAGGAAGAGCUUUACAUGACAAAUGUCUCCACUACCUCAGCUGCUCAGGAUGAUUCAAACAUUGUGACAGCCUUAGAAGCAUGUGAGGAGAUGUUCGAACAGCUGCCAGCAGACUCUGCAGCUGAGGUUCCUGUCAUUCCUGAAUCCUCCAGACUUUCUCCACUUUCUAGACGUCACACUAACAGUUCUCCCACACAGACUCUAUCAUCACGUGUUGCUGAGCCAAAAGGCUCAACUUCCUCUCCUACUAAAUCUUUGAGCUUUCCCUCAAGUGACAAACCCUUCCUUAGCUUAGUGAAGUCUCUCUCCUCUGACAUUGAGUCCCGUGAUGGGAUCCCCUCUGUUCCUGUACCUACAGUAAGGCAUAGGCACCUGAUGAAAACUCUAGUCAAAUCGUUAUCUUCAGAUACAUCUCAAGACUCAUCCUCUUCCUCCUCCUCCUUCACACCCUACCGUCUUCCAGAACCCCGCCUUAACCUGCAGCUCUUCAAGCAGUUCACACAAUCCCGGAUGCCGUCUGCUACCGCGUCGUCAGCCAGUGAUUCUAAAACCGCCCCUUCUUCUCCGUUAACCUCACCAGAUAAUCGCAGCUUCUUCAAAGUCGCAGAAGUUGAAGCAAAAAUUGAAGACACUAAGCGCCGUCUCUCUGAGGUCAUUUCCGAACCACUCCAACUGCUGAGUAAAAUCAUGGAUGAAAAGAGUGGCAGCAUUUACCGCCCCAAGCCCCUCUCCGCCAGUGCCACAGAACUCUCCAACAUUGCUGCUAUCAAUGGUCACUUGGAGAGCAACAACAAUUACUGCAUCAAGGAGGAAGAAGGAGGUGAUUGGGAGGCUGAGAGCCCCAACAGCGGGGCUUCUGGUGAAUCACCUGUUCCCCUUUCCAUUGACACUAAAAGCCCCAACAAGUCAUCUUUACUUUCCCUGUCACUGGACAAAUGCUCUAUGUCUGCUCUUGUUAAACAAGAGGAUGAGGAUUAUUGUAUCCUGUACAGCGAGGACUUUGAGACGUGUACUGACACAGAAGGUGAUGGUGGGGAUAGAACUGAUGAUACCGGAACAGGGAGUCAUACUAAAGUGCCACUAAGUGGUAGUACAGAACCAUGCAGUGAAGAUGAAUCCGAAAGUAUUGAGCCAGCGCCUAGUGUUCCACACUAUACUCUGAUCAUCCUUACUCUACUGGUCUAUGGGUAUUUUGUAUUACCUCUGCCCGAUUACGUAGGAGGGAUGCUAUUUGGGAUUGGACUGGGGUUCCUUUUAGCCAUUGGGGUUGUAUGGCUGACGGGACCAAAACCUUCCGGCAGUAGUUUUAGACAUUCCAGACACAGGAAGCUGUGGAAUCUGACCAAGUUGGACAUUAAGGAACCAGAAAUUUAUAAGGGCUGGAUGAAUGAGAUCUCAAACUAUGACCCAGAGACGUACCACGCCACACUGACACACUCUGUGUAUGUACGGGUGGAGGGCUCUAUCAUUCGUCUGUCUAAGCCCAACCACAACAUCGCCCGCCGUGCUACACACAACGAACCAAAACCCGAUGUGACUUACAUCAGCCAGAAGAUCUAUGACCUCACCAACAGCAAAGUAUAUUUAGUUCCUCAUGGCCUAGCCAGGAAGCGUUUAUGGAACAAGAAAUACCCCAUCUGCAUUGAACUUGGAAAACAGGAUGAUUUCAUGUCAAAGACCGAGGGUGACAGGUGGGAGGCCAGCGAGAGCUCCAGCACAAAGGACAGGGGAGAGGGGACAGGAGGAGCACAGGAGAGGAGGUCAUCUUCCAGCAGAGACCUGACCCUCUACCUGUUUGGGAGGACUGGGAGGGAGAAGGAGGCGUGGUUCCAGAGGUUUUUGUCAGCCUCCAAGCUCAAGGUGGACUCAAAGAAAGCUUCAAGUGUUGCGGUGACUAAGAGUGCUCUGAACUCUCACAGUCGCAGAAGCAGCCGCAGCAGUCUGGAUGAGACACUGGCAUCUCAGCCCAGGUCAAAGGACUCCUUGGCCUCCGCAACAACAGCAGGCAAUGCCAAAUCCAAGCCGCUAUUGGACUACAGUGUAUACAUGGCCUCCAUACUGCCAAAACAGGCGUCAGUCAGCCCUAAGGCUGCCAGUCCUACUCUCCAGAGUCCUCAGAGCAGCCCUGGGGCUGAUAAGAAGCUUCAGAGCACCACUUCAGCUCAAGCGCAGCCCAGUGGGGAGGAGGAAGAUGAUACUGUUAGCUGGGUAAAUGCAGCUCUAGGCCGAGUCGUCUGGGACUUCCUGAGUGAGCCCCACUGGGCUGAACUAGUCUCCAAGAAGAUUCAGAUGAAGCUCAGCAAGAUACGGUUGCCUUACUUCAUGAAUGAGCUAACCCUGACAGAACUGGACAUGGGCUCAGCCACUCCCAGAAUCCUUGGGGCAUCUAAACCCUCCAUUGACUACCAAGGUCUGUGGUUUGACCUAGAAAUCUCCUACAGUGGUUCCUUCCUGAUGACCCUGGAAACAAAGAUGAAUCUCAUUCGCCUGGGCAAGGAGGGAGAGAGUGUGCGCUUAGGGGAAUUUGGCAAAGAUGGAUACAGGCCACGGACUUACUGCCUGGCUGAUAGUGAUGAGGAGUCAUCCAGCGCAGGCUCAUCAGAUGAAGAAGACUCCUCAGAGCUUUCAAAUGACUCAGCUGGAGCAGAGGGUUGGGCUGGAGGACAUAAACCCAGCAAGAUCAUGCGCUUCGUGGACAAGAUCACCAAAUCCAAAUACUUCCAGAAGGCCACGGAAACAGAGUUCAUCAAAAAGAAGAUGGAGGAAGUGUCUAACACACCCCUUCUGCUCACAGUGGAGUUGCAGGAGCUCCGAGGAACACUGGCUGUCAACAUACCCCCUCCGCCCACUGACAGGAUAUGGUAUGGCUUUAGGACACCACCUCACCUGGAACUGAAGGCACGACCUAAACUGGGAGAAAGAGAAGUCACUCUGGCUCAUGUUACAGACUGGAUAGAGAAAAAACUGGACCAGGAAUUCCAGAAAAUCUUUGUAAUGCCAAACAUGGAUGAUGUGUGGCUGACUAUCAUGCAUUCUGCCAUGGACCCACGCACAGCUGGCGGACCCUUAGUUUGCCCUGCAGUGGACCCAGAGCCUCCCCAGCCAGACAGGGACAGCACCAGCCAGCCAUAAAGAUUGUUUACAGUAUUUCCUAGAGCUUAUGAUGUCUCAAAAUGGGAACUGGAGCCAAAGUCAAUAAGUCAGACUCUACUGUCAUAGAAAUACAUUCCCGUAGUGAGUGGGUUUCUCACUUACCGUACAGGAGACAACCUGAAUUUUAAAGGAAUGAGGUAGAGUCACGCAUGGAAACACUAAAGAUAAACUGUUGCUUGCUGCUGUGUUCAGUAGUAUUUAUCUUGCCUGAAGAAAAUUGUCUUUUGAAGGAUUUAUAUGACGGUAAAGACCUAUUGAAUAGGUACUGAUAUGUGAAGAGAUAUGGCUCCGAAUUGGGGUUGCUUUAAGUUAAUGAGGCGAAUAUAUGGGGGUAUACAAAAACAUAAUGUCAUAUGAUAUCCUUUGAUGUGAAAGCAUUCACCAGAUACCUUACAGACUGCAGAUUACAUGUUUCUGCUAAGGCUAGAGAGCGAGAUGGAGUAUGGUAGUAGCCCCUUUAUUCUACAAACAUUCUAACAGUAAGUGGAGAUUUACAAUAUAAUGUAUGGUGAUAUUAGGGGUAUUUCAUAUUGAAUGGUUAGAGUGUGAUGGAGAGUUGUCAUUUCUGUUGUGGAGAAAUAAAGUGUAAGCAGGUUUAAGAAGUGUACUGGAAAAAUUCAGAUACUUGAUGUUAGGUUAAUGUACUAUAACAUUAAACCUUAAAGUGGCUUUAUGUCAGCAGUUUUUGAUCAGGUGUUAACAGUUGACAGUAUUCAUUUGUGCUGUGACCACACCCUAAACACCUCCCUUCAUUUGCCAAGAUCUUUUUUUUUAUGCCAAUGAUGCCCUUACCCAUGUCUAUAUGGAAAUAAUUCUUAGGAGCAGACAUGCAUUAUUUAGGAAAAGUGUCAUUCACUAUGUCUAUUCCAUACUAAUGACAAAUACACAACCCAAUAAGUGCAAUGAUAGAAACGCUACAUAGGCUAUAGUACGAUCUUGUAUAGAUAUAUAAAAAUGUAUGUCUAAUGCGGAGUGCGAGGCCUCUAACACAUCUGUUGAAUGUAUGUAUGGAUAGUAUUUUGUUCCUAUUGUUAUUGUAUGACAACAGUUUUUGCCCAGUCACAUUUUGACCGUGGUAUGCAAAUUAUUGCACAAAUGCAAGUGAAGGUUUUCUUUUUGUUUUUUUCUUCUGAUAAACACUAUCUUAUCUUGCAUAUCUUUUUUCUUUUUUUGUGUGUCAUUCAAUCGUUCGUUUAUGGCGUACCAGGUGGUGUAACCUGUUUAUCUAUACAUCAUUUAUACUUAACUGUGUUAAUGUUUAUAAAGAUGAAGAUGAUGAUAUUGUUGGAAGUGAAUUUAAAUGACCAACUUUGAUAUAUGACAGUGCUUUAAAAAGACUCGCCGCCAUGCUGUAUGUACACAAUUGGAUGAAGUCAUGGUACGUACUGUACAGUAGAGCAUCUAUUGCCAAGAAUGUAAAGCCUUAUCCACAGUUUCCCUUUCAGAAAAUACCUUUUUAACUGUGUCAUGUUUCUAAUUUUAACCAAAGUCCUUUUUGAUUAGGCCUACAGUGCCAGAUCUCUCUGCUUAAAGGUACACAUCCUGUAUUGAUACAGUGUGGUGAGGUAAUAUUUACAAUUGUGCUACAAUAUCUGCAUUAACAUUGUUUACAGGAGUUCUUCUUAUUAGGAUACUAAAGCACAGUAAUAUGAAAUGGAUUGUUUUCUGUAUGAUUGUCUUUCCCUUUAUGCCUUGGUUCCUUGUUAAGUAUUUGUUUUUGAAUGACUACAUGAGGUGGGUUAUGGUUGUAUUUUUUUGUGUACUUCUUUGGAAUAAACAGAAUGAAAUGAGAUUUUGAGGAUAUAUGAAGAUAUGCCAUGAUUUGUAUCUGUAAAUUAUUAAUGACUUUUUAAAAUUAUCAUCAUUUUAAAGCCAAAUUCAGUGAUUAUGUGUAUCUGCCUUAUUUAUAGAGCAAAAUAAAUUUCUGUUGAUGAA